AUGCGAGAAUAUGAAGAGUGCUCUACUCUAGUGAUAGGAGGAUCAAGAGGCAUUGGAAGACAAAUCGCAUUGAAGUUUGCAGAAAACGGAUACAAAGUUUGUGUAGCUGCAAAAACUACCGAGUCAAAUGAGAAGCAACCAGGUACAAUUUAUGAUGUUGUAAAAGAAAUUGAAGACAAAGGUGGCAAAGCUUUUCCAGUAUGCUGUGAUGUCCGAACUGAAGAAAACAUCACCAAUACAUUAAGCAGAUGCGUGGAACAGUUUGGUCACCUGGAUGUUGCUGUGUAUAAUGCAGGAGCUGUUUUGUGGAAAAGUGUUCAGGAAACUCCACUUAAGAGAUGGGACUUGAUGAACCAAGUCAAUGCUCGGGGCGCUUACUGCAUGGUGCAGAAUAUAUUACCACACAUGCUUGAAAGGAAGACAGGACGUUUGAUACUGGUUUCACCUCCUAUAUAUAACAGGUUUUUUAAAGGUAAAACUCCCUAUUCAAUGACAAAGGUGGCAAUGACUGUGCUGGUGCAUGGGCUGGCUAAUGAGUUGCAAGAAACAGGUGUGUCAAUCAGUGCUCUAUGGCCUGCCACAGUUAUAGAGAGUCAUGUGACUCAGGUACGGAACUUGGCACCAUGUUACAUGAGGAAGUCAACCAUUUUUGCUGAUGCCUGUUUUGGUAUUGCAGAAGAAAAGACUGACAAAUUAAAUGGAAAAGCCUUAAUAGAUGAAGAUUAUUUGAGAUCUGAAGGGGUCACAGACUUCUCUAAGUACCGUUGUGACCCUAACCAAGAGCCAGACCGCAUGAUGCCAAAACAGCUGCCAUCUUUGCUAGUAGCGGAGGAGUUAAACGAUCCACCUGUUUCAUCCAAGUUAUGAUAUGCCUGUGCUUUUGAUAUAUUUCAAUUAAAACCAAAGAAAAAUUGUUAUGAGAACACUGUGAAAAAAUAACCUGUGAUUUAAAAUGGUUGUUUUUUUUUGACAUGUUUAAUAUUGUUGUCACUUAAUGAAAAGUGGUUUCUAAUUGAUGAACCCAAAGUCUUACCUGUUCACCUGACUGCUAGUCACAGUUGGACAUUAGUUGUAUUAUUUUACUUUUAUUAAAUAAAUAUACAAUGAAAUAAUUAAAUGGCAUUGUAAUAUUAUUUUGAUUGCAUACUGAUGUAAUGA
This is a messenger RNA of Physella acuta, 1158 nucleotides long. Its product is annotated as hydroxysteroid dehydrogenase-like protein 2. Gene Ontology annotation, molecular function: oxidoreductase activity. The record is from RefSeq and is a predicted model, not a curated record. NCBI's taxonomy places the organism in Eukaryota, Metazoa, Mollusca, Gastropoda, Physidae.